This is a messenger RNA of Schistosoma spindalis, 2069 nucleotides long. Lineage: Eukaryota; Metazoa; Platyhelminthes; Trematoda; Strigeidida; Schistosomatidae. The record is from the annotation of a GenBank genome assembly.
UCGAGCGAUUAUGCUAGAUAUGUGGCAGAUAGAUUUAGCAGUAUACGUCAUGGAGUAAAGUUAUUGUACUACGGAACACCAGAAAUCACUAGAACGGUCACUAGUAACUGGAUUUCAAAAGCGGAACUAUAAGAAACCAACUUGGUACUCUAACUGAAAAAUGAUUGCCGAAAACCAUUUAAGAGAUUUCGGUAUGACUGCAGCAGAGAUAAAUAAAUUAAACAAACUAAAACGGAGACAAUAUUCAACAACUCGUUUUAAUAAACACAAUGGCAAAAGAAAUACAAUUCAAAAUCAAUGUAAUACAAAUAAGGUUUUGAGUAAAACAGUUCGACAACAGAAUGAUGUUAUGAUAGGUCGAAUAGUUAAAACAAAGACAUGUAAUGAACAGAACUUUGGGAAACCUAUUAAAGGUUCUUCAACGUUUAAUAAUUCUUGUCAUGUGAACCACAACAGGCAUGUUCAUUGUUUCGAUUCACCGUUUGAAGCACUUGAGAAGAACAAACAUGUGACAGAUGUCGAUAAUGCGAAUCAAUCUUGUCUUUUAAAACGUUAUGAAAUGAGAAAAAAUGAAUGUUCAUUUAAAAAACUGAAAAGUCUAUGGAAACAGCAAUUUGAUCAAUUCAUUCUACCUGUUCCAACAAGACUCAAUACUGGUACAAAUAGAACUAGAUGUACGAAAACAUCUACUAUCAUCAAUCAGAGAAAGGAAACCCUUGAAACGUCUCCUCAAGUAACACAACCUUCGAACAAUCAAUCUGAAGAGAUCAGUCAACAUUUAAGCUCAUCCAAAUCAUUUAGCUCCUUAUACUCUUCAAAAUAUGAAGUUAGAAGCUAUCAAGAUUAUGGUGAAAACUUCCUAAAAAACUUUGAAGAUAAGUAUACAUUUAGUGAUUCAUCAAAUUUAACCGAAUCAACGAUUUAUCUAUAUUGUUCAACAUGUAGUCAGAUUUUCUCAUGCAGAAACAUUGAUGAAUUAAAACAACUGAAUUUAAUUGAAUCUAGCUCAUCUUUAUCUACUUACAACUUAACCUCUGAGGAUGAAGAUAUUGAUGAUGAGUUUGUUUUCGACGAAUUAUUUCCAUCAUACUGCGAAUAUCUGAACCCAUCAUAUGAAUGGAUUAAAUCUUCACGUCCUGUUUCUGCACCACCAAUAUUGACUUGUUCCUCAAAGAAAUCAGCAUAACAGUUGAAACAAUAAAAUAAUUUUAACCAAUGACUUUCGAUUCCACUUCAGAUUCCUCUAACUUAUGAAAUGUUUCUAUUUUAAAAGCUAGUAGUACUUAACUAGUACUUAAAUCCAUUUUAUUUUUGCUUAAAAUAAUCUAUAAUCCAUUAUGUAAAGGAUAAAUUAGGAGAUUCAACUAAAAAAAGUAAUAUUAUUUUGAGUAGUGUAUAUGCAAAACUGUACGAUUCACAACUCUUUAAACCAUUAUACUAACAAGGAUAAUGAUAGCAGGCGAGACAUUUCAUUCUGUAAGAUAUUAUUUCAAAAAAAUGUCAUUUCAUACAACGUUUGUUUUACAUUAAUGUCAGUCAAUUAUCAUAUGAGUUUAGAUGACUUUAAUGAUUACAGACAGCAUGUGAUUAUUUCAAGAUGGGUUUUGUGAUAACAUUCAAAUAGGCUGAACAAAAGUGUACACAGUUUAGCUGUCUUUUUUUAACCAGAAUAUUUCAAGCAAAAUUAUGUCUGACAAAAACUACCGUUGAUAAUAUAUGUAAAACGAAAAAAGCAGGAUAUUCGUGUUAUUAUUAAUCAAAAGACAUUUACAAAUUAACAUACAAAAAUUAUAUCGAAACAACUGAUUACUAUCAUUUACCAGUGAUUAAAUUAAUGAAACUUUGAUUGCAUCUUAUUAAUAACAUUUAAUGAUUAUGAGGAACUCUUGUUGAUGGAACUGUCAUCCAGUCUAGCAUGUGAAUAGAUAUAGGAAUAAUAUGACAUUUACUGUGAUAAGUGUAUAGAAAAUUCAGGAGUAAAGCUAUUACUACCGUCUGUACAGAACACAUAUAGUAAUACUCUGAGUUGUUAUUUCUAUAUAACUAUUAUAUAUAUAUAUAUAUAUAUA